Molecule: messenger RNA, 3189 nt
Organism: Stylophora pistillata
Lineage: Eukaryota; Metazoa; Cnidaria; Anthozoa; Scleractinia; Pocilloporidae
Product: beta-1,4-N-acetylgalactosaminyltransferase 3
Cellular component (GO): Golgi cisterna membrane
Molecular function (GO): acetylgalactosaminyltransferase activity
Source: RefSeq, a predicted model, not a curated record
GAUAAAUCAACAAAUAUCAUCUUAGCCAACCAUUUUGAAUCCUUCUUCGGUGUUGAAGGAUAAAAAAUUACAAAACAGGUAACGCAGUGAAAAUUUAUACUCAGAUGGUCUGAAGUUUUGUAUGCUUCCAGUUGCGGAAUAAAGACGCUGAUUAGUAUCGUAACCACUGCAUCGGAUCGAUAAGGGUUUUGAUAACUGGGAAGCGAGAAUUUAUUUUAUUAAUGCCCCGUCCCCCUACCCCACAUAUGCAAUCUUGUUUUAAAGAGGUACUCGUAGAAGCCAAUACCUAGGAUUCUACAUAUUGGCCCCUUUGAGGCCCUAAUAAAAAUUCUCAGAAACCCAGUUCAGAACUUUCACCUCAUCUUCGUUAUCAUGGUUGUCGAACCUCCGCUGUUAAGGACGAUAUACUCCGCUUUUAAACCUAUGGUAAUAUUCUGCACUUCCAGUAUAGGAAAUAAUUUUAUUUUAUCGCAAAAUUGUCGGUAUUGGGUGAAUAUUAUAUGCUAAUUAUCACAAUGUCUGCACAAUAUUUGGGAGUUGCUUUUUUGAUUGGAAAUUAGGUAACCAAUGAAAAGAGACUUACACUAAUUACCAUGUAACGCAUCAUAGAAAUACUGCCUUGGGUAAGAAAUGAACCAUUUGAUUGUUGACUAAUUUUUUUUCUUUUCUUUCUUUUUAUCCCUUUGGUUCACCUUUGUUUACAAACGUUUUUGAAAUCUUGUAGCGGUUGACUCGGUAUCCAAGUAAAGGUACGAUGUGAAGUGAAUGUAACGGACAUGGGUACGUUUCUAGGACAUAAAACUGUGCUCGUCUAAGUUUUGUUUCUAAAGCAAGUCAGUAACGGAGGAGCACCAAUGUCUCUCAGGCGGAUUUUUGGUAGAAAGUUAUUUAGUAAACGUCGUCUCACUGUGGGUGCAGUUGUGGCUAGUUUACCCUUCAUUGGUUAUCUAAUGUUACUUUCGCCUUCAAGAAGACUUUCCUAUUCAUUUUCGACCAACGAACAUAACUCGUUGUCUACCACCUCAGUAUCGAACCAGAUCUGGAAUGAAACAAUUGUGACAAAAAUUCCAACAGGUAACAUUAACUUGACAUCAGCACCGAUGACGGUGGCAGCUACCACUGAAACGGUACAAGUUACGAAUGUGGCUUCAAGACCUCCAGGACGCCUAGAUGUCCAUAUGUGGAAUGAGAUAUGUGGAACCUCGGUCGAAAUUUUAAAAAACUGUCCUCAUUUUCCUUACUUUCCCGACACACGUUCAUUCAUCCCUGAUUUUUAUGACUUUCAUGCACGUGGUUCUACGAAUAACGGCGAGAGAGUUUUUGGAUUUAUUCACCCCGCUGAAAGCGGUGAGUAUAAGUUUGCCAUAUCCUCGGAUGACACAUCUGAGCUAUGGCUAAGUCAAAAUGAGGAUCCUGGUUCCAGUGAGAUGAUCGCACGUGUUUAUUCUCCUAAAGAGUCGGCAUGGACCGAAGAAGGGAACUACAAAAAAUAUCCUGAACAAAUUUCUAAAGCAUUCACUCUCUUCGCUGGGAAGAAAUAUUACGUCGAGUGUUUAAUGAAGCAAGGUUCUGGUGCCGCUCAUUUAACUGUGUAUUGGUCUUACAACAACGCGACAUUUGAAAUAAUAACUUCGAAAUAUUUAUCCUCGUUCUCUGGCACUCACGAAUCGAUGAUUCCAGUUCAUGCGGGAAAACGAGAAAAUAAAUUGCUGCAAACAAAAUACAGCCUGUAUGACUUUAAUCGUCUUCCGCUCUUAAACCGGCAAGAGUACGUUGACUUAUUUCCAAGUUGCCCCUAUAAUCCCAGUUUUCUUGUGCACAGGAAGCUGAAGCGAUACCAAGGCGUGUCGAUUGCAAGACGAUCAAACGUUUUCCCUCAAGACAACACGGACAUGUCAAGCCGUAGAGUGAAACACCAGUGGUCUUUCCCUAAUCCGCUGAUAGACGGAAAUGCAGUCCAACUUGUUGUAGACCGCUUUAUCAACACUCUAAAGUCUGAGAGAGAUUACUACUUGAAGAAAAUUCACAAAGUUAUUCAUAAACCAGACCCCAAGAAUGGUGAUCGCUUUUUGUUAAACCUUGAGAUUGGUUUAACGAGCAACAAUGAAUCAUAUCGGCUAUCAGAACACGUGUAUCAUGUGCAUGGGAGUGAAAAAUUGUGUCUUCCUGAGAGAAUGGAGUGGAAUAACAGCGCCAUGGUCUACUUCAUUCUACCUGUCAAGGAUCAAGGAAAAUGGGUGCACCAUUUUAUCAAGGAACUCACUGCUGCCAGUUUAUUAACCAGAGAUACCAACUAUCACGUCAUAAUUGUCGAUUUUGACAGCAAAGACAUCGAUAUUGCCAAAGCCUUUAACACACCUUUACUUAAGAGCAGGCAUACAAUAAUCUCACUGACUGGUAAAUUCUACAAGACACUUGCUCUAAACAAGGCCGUCGCACAGGUUCCUAAUGCGACUAAUAUAAUUUUUCUCUAUGAUCUACACAUUGAUGUGCCCCCAGACAUCAUGGACAGCGUCAGAAUGAACACCAUUGCAGGGAAACUAGCUUAUUUUCCGAUUGUUGGCCGCCUUGAUUGCCAAAGUUCUUCUGUAGAACAUCAAGGAUUUUGGGAACUAGAUGGGUAUGGACUUCUAAGUAUCUAUAAAUCAGACUGGAAAAAAUUUGGAGGUAUGAACGCCGAAGAGUACCAAUUCAAAUGGGGGGGAGAAGACUGGGACCUACUUGAUCGUGUAUUAAUGUUGCCUAUAGAGGUGGAAAGGUUCAAGCACCCAGGCCUCUAUCAUCAUUAUCACACCAAGACCAACAUGUGGAGUUAGACGGCGCUUUGUAGUCAAUAAUAUUAGGAACCUUGAUCAAGCCGCUACAAAGGCGAAGGAGUAGGAACGAACCAUUUAAUGAAUAAAUAAUCGUUAAAAAACGCAUUAAAAAGCCGUCCAUCAUUCUUGGCCGUCUCAGGUAAAACAACAAUGAAAUCACCAAAGAGAAUACCAAUGGUUAAUCAUUUUCUGUUUGGAACUUAGCGUUUCUUUCACCUGUUGAUGUGCUCUGGCUGCGUUAGAGAUGGGACAGAAUUCAAAUAAUCCGCAAAACUCCUCGACUGAGAGGCUUUAGUUCUUUUAAUCAAAGUUUUCCUUGGCGAGGUUGUUAUAUAUUUAUAGACUUUAUUACGAUAAAAUAAUAAGAUUAUAA